Messenger RNA from Poeciliopsis prolifica (blackstripe livebearer), 3235 nucleotides. Its product is annotated as complement factor H-like. The record is from RefSeq and is a predicted model, not a curated record. The transcript has 17 exons. The coding region runs from base 80 to 2875 and encodes 931 amino acids. Lineage: Eukaryota; Metazoa; Chordata; Actinopteri; Cyprinodontiformes; Poeciliidae.
CCACAGCUCCUUCUCUGUAUAACAGUGUAGCUGUCUGUUGUGCCUCGCUCUGUUUGGCGGUUCAGAGUAGAAGGUUAAAAUGCACAUGAUAACGAGAAGCUGCGUCCUACUGUUGUGGUCGCAAUUAAUGACUUCUGUAUCAUCCCAAGACUGUACACUGGAACAGUUUAUAAAGAGCGCUCACUUUGACUCAAAUUUUGACAUAAGUGGUUUGGGUGCCACUUACAGCGGAGGAAAACAAGUGAGAGUUCCCUGCAGUUCUGGCUAUACUGGCUUUUUCAGGUUGAUCUGUUCUGAGGGGAACUGGAUGACUGCUGGCAAAAAAUGUGAACCGAAAUCAUGCGGACAUCCCGGAGAUGCACCAUAUGCAGAUUUCCGACUUGUGCAAGGAGAUGAUUUUGUGUUUGGAUCUGAAAUUGUUUAUGAGUGCAAUAGAGGUUAUCAGAUGGUCAGUCGGUUUAACCGCAGGCGCUGCUUGGCAGAUGGCUGGGAUGGCAUCAUUCCAGUGUGUGAAGCCAUAAAAUGUCCAGUCAUUCAUGCAGACAAUAAUGUACAUAUUUUCGGGGAUGCAGAAGAAGCCACAUCUGGCAAUGUUGUUCGGUUUAGCUGCAAGUCAAAUGCAGAAAUCUUGUCUGGGUCACAAGAGAUUUUUUGCAAGGAUGAUGGGGAGUGGAGUGACCCUGUUCCAAAAUGCAAAGCAAUAGGAUGUUCCGUCCCUCAGAUUGAACAUGGCCGUGUGCUUGGUGCCGCUCAGGAAUACAAAGAACAUGAAAUCUUACAUUUUAGAUGUGACUCUACUUAUAAAUGGGCUGUUGAGAGAACUCCAAGAUGCACAAAGACUGGACAAAAAGCUAACUGGAUUCCCACACCUGCAUGUAAAAAAAUUCAAUGUGAACUGACUUUGGCAUCAAUCCGUGGGACAACCUACAGCCCUCCAAACAAAAACAUGUAUUCACCUGGAGAAACAGUGAGAGUCACAUGUGGGGAGAAACACUGGAUUCUGGACAUGCAAACAACGGAGGCUGAUAUUACUUGUGGAGUCACUGGAGAAUGGAAUUCAAAUCCAAUAUGCCAAGAGGUUACAUGCCCAUACCAAAUACUAGAAGAACAUUUGUAUAAUUAUGAAAAUGCUCGGGGCAAAAACAAAUUAGGUGACAGAAUUUGGUAUCAAUGUGCCAGUUACUACAAUCCUGCAAAUUCAGACCGCAUGGCAACGUGCACCAGAGACGGAUGGACACCGAAACCACUUUGUGUUGGGACACGGUGUGAAAACCCUAACAUUAAAAACUCCAGAAUUAUCAGAGGUUAUAAAAGAACCUACAACCAGGGUGACCAAUUUACAUACCAAUGUUUGAGAGGGAAUCAGGAAUCAGUUACCAUCACCUGUAAUCGAGGAGCCUGGAACGGGAUAAUACAAUGUACAGAUGUGCCAGUUUGCCAGAAACCCGAAAUUACUAAUGGAUUUGCAGUUGAAUCCACUAACGGCACAAUUUACUACACCUGUAAUGAAAAUUUCAAACUUCCUACCAAAAGCUGGUGGGGUUAUGCCAAAUGUGAAGAUGGGGGGUUUGGUCAACUUCAUUCAUGUAUAGCAAAGACAUCGUGUGGAGAGCCUCAAGCAAUUUCCAAUGGAAAAGUGACAGUUUUAAGUAAUCGUGGUAAGAUUGAAUGCAAUGAAGGAUACUUUGCAGUGAUUCCUGAACUAACUUGUGAAAAUGGAAGAUGGAAUUAUCAUGGCCAUUCAUCAAAAAAAAUCUGCAAUGCAACUGCUCAACACUGUGGCCCACCACCCAAAGUUGAGAAUGCAAUUGUCACCGUUUCAUACCAGAAGGAAUACUUGCAUGGCUCCUCUGUGACUUAUCAGUGCCGUGACAAGUAUGUGAUGGAGGAAGAACCCACCAUUACAUGCAGAGACGGGAAAUGGGAAAGGAGUAACAUCACAUGUGCCUCUUUGUGUGAGAAGCUCAGUGAUACCCGACUGAAAGUGAGGGCAGACAUGAUUAAAGAAAUUUACAUGGAAGGAGAAGUGGUUCAAUAUGAAUGCACUACGCCUGGUGCAAAUAAAGAAGGCAACGCAACAUGUCAGAGUGGCAAGUGGACAAUAUCUGAAAAGUGUCCAGGCAUUCCCUGUAAAGUUGACCCACUGAGUGACGGACUGAGACAUUUUGGAAGGGCACCCCGAUAUAAUCUAGUGAAUCCUGGAAAAAAAUUACGUUUUUUGUGUGGAGAUGAGUAUGACAUGCAGGGUUCUGAAGAAGUUCAGUGUUUAGACACGGGGAAGUGGGAUGGCCCGUUUCCAAACUGCUCUGAGAAAUGCAAAAGAUCAGACGUACCCGAUAACAUUCGCAUCAUUUCAUCUAUACAAGGCAAUUUUGUAAGUACAGGAGAUACAGUGUCAUUUGCCUGUCGUCAACAAGAGCACAUCAUGCAAGGGAGUAAAGAAAGUCGUUGUUUGGGAAAUGGAAAGUGGAGCCCUUCCUUACCUCAGUGUGCAGCUGUUGUACAUUGUUCAGCACCACCACUUCUUGAAGAUGGAGACACCAAAUUAUUUCUCAGAUCAAAUGCAGUUUAUCAAACUGGUGACAAAGUUGAAUAUAUCUGUCAGAAUAAGUACAUUAUGAACGGUGACCCAUUUCAAACCUGCAACAACGGUGUAUGGGAAGGAAACAUGAGAUGCAUGAAACCAUGCACUGUGAACGAGGAAUUAUUGAGUCAACAUGGAAUUGACUUUAGAGUUGGUGGUGCAACUAAGUUGUAUGCACCACAUGAGGAUCACCUUACAUUUGUUUGUCUAGGAGGUAAAAGACGGGUUGGCUCUGUGCCGUUGCGUGUUCAGUGUAAUGAUGGUCAGAUGACCCUGCCCACCUGCCAGUAAAGGUUUUCAGGGAACAAGAUAUAAACAUGUAAUCACAAAAAUAUGUAAACUACUAUAGAACCUCAAAAUGCUCAAAAUUAAAUAACAAGCUACUACAUUGUAAAACAAGAAACUACUUUAAUAAAUAACAGAUAAAUAUAUGACAAUGCAAUGGUGUAAUAACUGAAUGAAUAUUAAAUUUCAUGCUCAUUAUUGUAAAAUAUUGUCAUUUUUCAUUCUGUUUUAAAAUGUACUUAUUAAAAUAAAAACAAUUCACUGUAAUUUUCACCCCAAUAGGAACAAUUGCCGUUGCGUCAUUUUUCCUUAAGCUUACCGAACGAUUGGGGUUAAAAAUAAUAAUAAAUAAGUGGCUUGAAAACA